Theobroma umbraticum is the source of this 2064-nucleotide messenger RNA. RefSeq names its product Glycosyl hydrolase superfamily protein. Gene Ontology annotation, molecular function: hydrolase activity, hydrolyzing O-glycosyl compounds. The record is from RefSeq and is a predicted model, not a curated record. Gene Ontology annotation, biological process: carbohydrate metabolic process. NCBI's taxonomy places the organism in Eukaryota, Viridiplantae, Streptophyta, Magnoliopsida, Malvales, Malvaceae.
UCCACUCAUCCGAUCAAGAAUAUAGUCUGGCGCCCACCGACCUAUUUUCGCUUAUAUCAUAAAUCACGCAACACAAAAUCCCACCCUGUCUCUUUAUCCUUAACACUGCACGGUCCACACCUCACAAAGUGUACGACAAAAGCAAAGCUUUCUGUUUCACUUAACUAGCUCACUGGCUCUUUGUAAGAGCAAAGAAAAUGGCAACCCUCUCUGCAACUAAGCUCUUCUUCUUAUUCACUUUCCACCUUACCAUUUUCUCCUCCACUACCACCGCUGCCUACACCAUCGGCGUCAACUACGGAACUGUCGCAGACAACCUCCCGCCUCCGCCGCAAGUAGCAAACUUCCUCAAAACCAAAACAAACAUCGACCGCGUCAAGAUAUUCGACGCGAAUCCCGACAUCCUCAAAGCCUUUGCCAACACUGGUAUUUCUGUUACUGUAACGGUCGGAAACGGGGACAUCCCUUCCCUCGCUAAACUCCCCGGGGCCCAAUCCUGGAUCGCCAAUAACAUCUUGCCACAUCACCCGCAAACGAUCAUCAGAUACAUCGCCGUUGGGAACGAAAUCCUCGCCACGUCUGAUAAAUCCCUCAUCGCUCACCUUUUACCCGCCAUGAAAGCUCUCAGAUCGGCUCUCGACAUGGCUAAUGCUUCAAGCAUCAAAGUCUCGACUCCGCAUUCACUGGGGAUCUUGUCCACGUCAGAGCCGCCGAGUACGGGGAAGUUCCGCAAAGGAUACGACAAGCUCAUUUUCGCGCCGAUUUUGGAGUUCCACAAUCAAACAAAAUCGCCUUUCAUGGUAAAUCCAUACCCUUACUUCGGCUUCAAGCCUCAAACGUUAAACUACGCUUUGUUUAAACCCAAUGCUGGCGUUUUUGACGCGGCUACCGGGAUAAACUACACCAACAUGUUUGAUGCGCAACUGGACGCGGUUUAUUCAGCAAUGAAACGGGUCGGGUAUGGGGAUGUGGAAAUCGUGGUGGCUGAAACCGGGUGGCCUUCGGUGGGUGAUCCGGGUCAACCCGGUGUGAGUUUGGAGAAUGCUUUGUCGUUUAAUGGAAACCUCAUGAAGCAUGUGAACUCUGGUAAAGGGACUCCUUUGAUGCCGAACAAGACUUUCGAGACUUACAUUUUCUCUUUGUUCAACGAGAACCUGAAGGAGUCUGUUUCGGAGCGGAAUUUCGGGUUGCUCAAACCCGAUCUCAACCCGGUUUACAAUGUGGGCGAUCUCCGUAAUGAACAGGGCCUGGGUCCAGCAUCGGCCCCACCGACGGCCAGAGCACCAUCAGCUGGUUCAGGGAAAUGGUGCGUGCCUAAAUCAGACGCCAGCAUUGCGGCGCUCCAGGCGAACAUCGAUUACGUGUGUAGUACCGGAUUGGAUUGUAGGCCAAUCCAAGCAGGUGGGGCCUGCUUUAACCCCAACAAUGUGCGGUCACAUGCAUCCUACGCAAUGAAUGCUUACUAUCAAGCCAAUGGUCGUCAUGACUUCAACUGCGAUUUCGAUCAUACAGGUGUCAUCACCUCCACCGAUCCAAGUCAUGAGGCAUGUAAUUAUUCAAUUGGUCAAGGGGCAGGGUUAAAGUUGGAAAAGUCGGUGGCUGCAGAUGCGACGAGCUUUUGCAGCGUUUGGCAGAUGAUUUAUUUAGCUUCUGGUCUGAUUUUUGUGCACCUCUCGUUGGUACUGAUUUAGAGUUGAUUAAAUGGCUAACUUUUUAUGUGACGGGCCUAGGUAGCUUUUAUUCGAAAAUCAAUAUAUUUUUUUGGCCAAGGUUGUACUUCUACCUUUUGAGUGAACCAAGGGGCUUGGGGCUGUCUGCCUUUUGUUCCACUGGUUCUUUAGUGGCUUCAAUCCCGGACCAAAUCUUAAAAUAGUGUUAAACUUUGGUCGGUGUAAAGAGGUUGAUGUAUGGCGUAUUUUAUUAAUUAUAAUGGAGUUUACACUUCAGACUCCCAUUAUGUUGUAGCUAAAGUGGUUCGUCUCAUCUUUUGUUUAUGCCACUUUCUAGACGAUUCUAUUUGAAAGAAUUUCAAUUUGGAAUGAAGUAGUUAUCAAUCGGCUUGUA